Molecule: messenger RNA, 1195 nt
Organism: Centruroides sculpturatus (bark scorpion)
Lineage: Eukaryota; Metazoa; Arthropoda; Arachnida; Scorpiones; Buthidae
Product: zinc finger protein 317-like
Exons: 4
Coding region: 57-1109 (350 amino acids)
Biological process (GO): regulation of transcription by RNA polymerase II
Cellular component (GO): nucleus
Molecular function (GO): RNA polymerase II cis-regulatory region sequence-specific DNA binding; DNA-binding transcription activator activity, RNA polymerase II-specific
Source: RefSeq, a predicted model, not a curated record
UCGAAUGCACCGUGUGCAAAAAACAAUUUCAGAAGGAAUACCUUUUAAAAGUGCACAUGCGUAGACACACUGGUGAAAGGCCUUAUGUUUGUCAGCUUUGCAAAAUCGGAUUUAGCGAUAGAUCCUAUUUGAGACAGCACCUAAACUCUCAUUCAAAAGAAAAAUCAUUCUCGUGCGAUUACGAAGGUUGCAAAUUUACUACUUUAUGGCUAACUAGUAUCCGGCGACACAUGUCUGUGCAUCGCCCUAAAGGAAAUGUUCCUAAAGACGAAGACAACAUAUAUGAAUGCACCGUGUGCAAAAAAAAAUUUCGGCAAAAAGCGUAUUUACAAAACCACAUGCUUAGACACACUGACGAAAGGCCUUAUGUUUGUGAGCUUUGCAGUAAACGAUACGCCAAUAGCUUCACACUGAGAAAUCACCUAAACUGUCAUUCAAGAAAAAAACUAUUCUCGUGCGAUUACGAAGGUUGCAAAUUUACUACUUUGUGGCUAAGUAAUAUCGAGCAACACAUGUCUGUGCAUCACCCUAAAGGAAAUGUUUCUAAAAGUCCGAACAAAGAACCAGACACCAAACGAUCUGAUUGUGGCCGAUGUGGAAAAAUUUCCGAGAGUGCAAUACACUUAAAACUUCACAAAACAUCUGACACUGAACAAGAAUCUUAUGAAUAUGAAAACUGUAAGAAUGAAGUUACAAGAAUGUCCGAUUUAAAUACAGAUAAUUGCGAAUUUCAUCCUGUCGACAAAAAUCCUUCCUUAUUCAAGGAAGUGAAAGAGGAUAGUAGAGAAAUUACAAGUAAGAGUAAGAAGAGGGAAUACGAUCCAUGUUUUAGUGUAGAAACUGAUUCGGUUGAAGAACUAUUCGGAUAUUUUCUUCAAUCAGAUUCAAAUGAAAGUAAAAACUUCAUUUCUGAAGUGAUAACUGGCCUACCAGAUGACAUUGAAGGUAGUCGUGAAGACACCAACUUCGAAACACUAUUGGAACAAUUGUCAUCUUUAGAUCUGUUUCCCGAACUACGAAUAGGCGAAGGUGAAUUGGAAUGUGUCCUGUGUAAAGUAAAGUUUAGUGACGAAUUUUCUCUUAAAGAACAUGUGACAGAGUUUCAUUAAGAAACAUUUUUUAUCGUGUUGAAAAUAUCUAAGCAGCUUUUAUUUUACGAUAUUUUUUCGAAAUUCUUUUUGAUUUUAUCAUGGUU